Messenger RNA from Phaeoacremonium minimum UCRPA7, 525 nucleotides. Its product is annotated as putative nadh-ubiquinone oxidoreductase kda subunit protein. The record is from RefSeq and is a predicted model, not a curated record. NCBI's taxonomy places the organism in Eukaryota, Fungi, Ascomycota, Sordariomycetes, Togniniales, Togniniaceae. The transcript has 3 exons. Gene Ontology annotation, cellular component: mitochondrion. Bases 1 to 525 code for a protein of 174 amino acids.
AUGCUACCACUCCGACAGAGAGCGGCCGCUGUUGCUCGUCGAGCACGUCCUACACAGCUGCGGAGUUCGCGAUCCUACGCCUCAGAAAGCCACGGACAUCAUCACGACCACCACGCCCCCGCGGUCGAUGAGCCUCUCGGAGCUGGUUUCUUCAUUGCGUUUGGAGCUCUGCCGGCCGGGGCGCUCGUCUACUACAUCUCGAGACCGGGCAAGGAUGGCGAGCCGUCGAGCGUGACAAAGGCUAUUCAGAGCUGGUCGGACCUCGGCAAGCAAUGGGAGCAACGGAACACUCUUCACACGGCAGCAAUUGAACAAGCAGCAUUCGAUAAGCACCUCUAUUACAACGCUGGCCGGAACGCGCAUAUUGAGCUGAAAUAUCCAGAGAUGAUACAAGCGGGACCCGAUCGUAAUGUCCCAGCUGGCCACUAUGCGAACCUGGAUAAUGUAGUAGCUCACUAUCGAAACCAGCACCUCGCAGAAGAGGAGAGGAAAGCGAAGAAGCUAGCAUCGACGAAGGAGGCGUAG